CUAAAAGUUCCUUCAAGGACUGGACUUGGGCACCUCUGCUCUGGGGCCUUUAGCUUCAAUAUUUGCCAUGACUGUACCUCAGAGUCUGGAUGGGUCUUCUUAACUCUACCCAGCCCUCAAACCAAUUGGACAACAGCAUCUUAUUCACCAAACAAGCCCCCCCCCUCUACAGCAUUGUCUUUGUGGUGGGCUUGUCUCUGAAUGUCAUGGCAUCCUGGAUCUUCUUCAGGGUACCUGGGGACUCCGGUCUGGUGGUCUACCUGAAGAACAUGGCAGUGGCCGACCUCCUCAUGUUGUCCACCUUCCCCUUCAAGGUGGCGGCUAAUCUGGACUUUGGUGGCUGGCACCUCCGUAUGAUCACCUGCCGCUACACCGGUGUGCUCUUCUACUUCUCCAUGUAUGUGGGAAUCCUCUUCAUCUGUUUCAUCAGCCUUGAACGCUACGUAAAGGUCGUCCACCACACCUCCUCUUCCACCUCCUCUUGUUGGUCUAGGUUGGGUGGGGUAUCCUGGGUACAUCUCAUGCAGAACGCCACCUUUGCCCGGCUGCUGGCGUUCUGCACCUGGACCCUCCUUCUCCUCAUCUCCCUGCCCAACGUGGUGCUAACAAGCCUGCCGGCUGACCAGCAGACCAACUGGAGCUGCAUAGAUCUUAAGACGCCGCUAGGGAAGCAGUGGCACAAGGCUUCCAUAGACUUCGCCAUGUUCCUGUUCUGGGUGACACUGCUCGUCCUGGCCUAUUGUUACACCUCCAUUUUCUGCCACGUAUACAAGUCAUACCGCCGUGUGCAACGUGACAACAGCGACGUCUGCCGCAAGUCCAACCGCAGCAUCUUCAGCAUCCUGGUAGUGUUCUUCAUCUGCUUCGUACCGUAUCAUGUCUGCCGCGUGCCGUACACGCUGAGUCAGAUUUCGGCGUCCGGCUUCAGCUCAGACGCUUGUUUCCUACUGUUCCAGAUUAAGGAGGGGGCCAUCUUCCUGUCGGCGCUCAACGUCUGCCUCGACCCGAUCAUCUACGUCCUGAUGUGCCGAACCUUCAGAGAGUCGCUGCUGAGGAAACUGUCUAGAAGGCAGAGGAGGCAGAAGGUACGGGAUAAGGACAGAGAAAUAAGGAGGCAAGGAGUAAGGACAGAGGAGACAGAAGGCAACGUGUAAAGAUAGAAAAGACAGGGGGCAAGGAGGGAGGACAGAGGAAUAAGGACACAUGAGACAAAGAGCAAGUAGAGAGGAGUCAAGGGGAAAGGACAGAUGAGUUAAGGACACAAGUGAGAGGGCACAGAGAGGAAACAAGGAGAGAAGGUCAUUAAACCACCAUCCAGAGUCCGAACAACAUCGAGAGGAAGGAAACAAGAAGAAAGGACAGAGGACACAAGGGAAAGAAACGUCUAGACAGGACCAGGGAGACAAGGUAGGGAGACAAGCAAACAGGACCGGGACAGAAUAUUUACCUGAGUAACAGUCUGAACUCUUCAUUCGCUCAGAAUCCUUUAAUUGAGUUACAAAGCCUUACUCAAUCAAUCAGUUGCCAUGGAUACAUGACUGAAUGUGAUUAAAACAUUCUUUCCAGAAUUCAGAAAAG
Melanotaenia boesemani (Boeseman's rainbowfish) is the source of this 1578-nucleotide messenger RNA. RefSeq names its product P2Y purinoceptor 14-like. Gene Ontology annotation, molecular function: G protein-coupled purinergic nucleotide receptor activity. Gene Ontology annotation, cellular component: membrane. The record is from RefSeq and is a predicted model, not a curated record. Gene Ontology annotation, biological process: G protein-coupled receptor signaling pathway. Lineage: Eukaryota; Metazoa; Chordata; Actinopteri; Atheriniformes; Melanotaeniidae.